CAGGAAGUGGGCUGGCCCUGGGGUUUAGUCUUUGCUGGCCCCAUCAGCCGGCUGCUACCUGGGCCGCCAGUGCCGGGGCAGGGCCCUGGGGAGAUGGCUGAGGUCCCAGCAGCCGACAGAACCAGAGAGAGCACGCCGCAGCCCCAUGUCUCAGCCAGGGCUCCCUUCUCCAGCUCCCACCCGUGGAUGUGAUGGCGGCUCCUGCUCUGUCCUGGUGUCUGUCCCUCCUUGUCCUCCUCCUGCCCCUGGCCAUCCCUCAGGCAUCCACAGUGGUGAACGGCGAGGGUGCCAGGAGCAGGGGUGAGGGCUGGGGGCGCCCUGCAGCCAGCCACUCAUGCCCCGUCCCACCGGCAGACACCUCCAAACUCACAUGCUUCUACAACUCGAAAGCCAACAUCUCCUGCGUCUGGAGCCGGGAUGAUGGCCUGCAGGCCGCGUCCUGCCACGUCCACGCCAAGUCGGAUAAACGGACGUGGGAAAAAUCCUGUGAGCUGCUCCCAGUGAGGUCGGCAACCUGGGCCUGUAACCUGAUCCUCGGAGCCCCCAAGGCUCAGAAGCUGACCUCCGCGGACACCGUCACCCUGAGCGUGAGGUGCUAUGAGGGGGAGAAUAGGAGCACGGUGCUGACCCAGGACUUUAAGCCCUUCGAGAACCUUCGCCUGAUGGCCCCCGACUCCUUCCACGUUGUCCACGUGGAGACCCACAGAUGCAACAUAAGCUGGAGCGUCUCUCAGUGUUCCCACUACAUUGAGAAAUACCUGGAGUUCGAGGCCCGGAUGAGGUCCCCGGGCCACAGCUGGGAGGAGGCCGCCCUGCUGACCCUCCAUCAGAACCAGCAGUGGAUCUGCCUGGAGACACUGGCUCCAGACACCCCGUAUGAGCUUCAGGUGCGAGUGAGGCCCCAGCUGGACAAUCUCGAGGCUUGGAGCCCCUGGAGCCCCUGGAGCCAGCCCCUGGCCUUCAGGACCAGGCCUGCAGCCCCCGAGAAGGAGACCCUGCCCGUUUCUUGGUGGGGCCACACCCUCGUGGGCCUCACUGGCGGCAGCUUAGGCUUCAUCUUCUUGGUCUACCUGCUGGUCAACUGCCGGUACAUCGGGCUGUGGCUGAAGAAGGUCCUGAAGUGCCACAUCCCAGACCCCUCGGAGUUCUUUUCGCAGCUGAGCUCAGAGCACGGAGGAGACUUCCAGAAGUGGCUCUCCUCGCCUUUCCCCUCAUCCUCCUUUAGCUCCAGCGGCCCAGCGCCCGAGAUCUCCCCGCUGGAGGUGCUGGACAAGGACGCCAAGGCCACUCAGCUGCUCCUGCUGCAGCAGGACAAGGCGCCCUCGCCCCCGCGGGAGACCAGCGGCCACUCGCUGACCAGCUGCUUCACCAACCAGGGCUACUUCUUUUUCCACCUCCCGGAUGCACUGGAGAUCGAGGCCUGCCAGGUGUACUUCACCUACGACCCCUACGCAGAGGAGCUCGACGAGGGUGGGCCCGGGGCACCCGAAGGGUCUCCCCUCCCAGCCCUGCUGCCUCUGCCGGGGGAGGACGACGCCUACUGCACCUUCCCCCCCGGGGAGGAUGUGCUGCUCUUCUCCCCUGGUCUCCUGGGGGGCCCAAGCCCCCCGAACCCCGCCUCAGGGGGCACCAGGGCCAGUGAGGAGAAGCUGCCCCGCUCCCCGCAGGAGGAGGUGGCUGGAGACUGGGCCCCGAAGCCCCUGGGGCGUCCCCCAGCAGGAGCCCCUGGCCUGGCAGAUCGCCAGCCUCCCCCGGGGCAGCCGCUGGGAGAAGCAGGAGAGGAGGUCCCUGCCCCCCGCCCCGUGCAGGGGGCCGGCUUCCCCUGGGCCAGCCCUCCCGGGCACGGCCAGGUCAGGGCCCCCGCCUCCUGCCUGACCCUGAACACGGACGCCUACCUCUCCCUCCAAGAGCUCCAGAAUCAGGACCCAGCUCACUCGGUGUAGACAGACGGCCAGCGGUGGGAGGCAGGUGGCUGCCCACUGUGGCACCAGGCCUAGUGGAGGACCCUGUGUCCUUGGGGCUUGUCCACUGCUGAGACACUCAGUGUCCGGCUGCCCCUGACAUCUCCACCCAGAAGGCCCCGCCCAGCCCUGCACACUCUGCCCUUUACUUCCAACCUCGAUUGCCGCUCCCUGGUCCUACUGCCCCUGCCCGGCACUGUGGGGGAGGGGCGUUGGACUCCCCUGCCCCCUCGGCAGUCAUGGAGCACCCGGGUUUGCCGCCGAAGCGUCCCUCCUCUCCAGCCCUGCAGCUACUCUUCAGGGAGAGUUCUCGUGGCUCUCCAGGGGUCAUCGCCCAGCUGCCUCACUGGGCUUCCUGCCCCAGGCUCCCCGCCUCCCUCUCACCCCCCACAGGGCAGGCAGAGGGCUCUUUCCAAACCACGGAUAUGGUUAUGCUGCCCCUUGUUCUAAACCAGCACCACACCUUGGCCUGGCCCUUGCCCCUCCAGCAUCAUGUUGGGACAUUCCCUUGGGGAAUCCUCCCAACGGUCCUACUGAGCCACUUGGAGCUCCCUCAAGCCCCCGGAGCCUUGCACAUACUGUUCCCUGUGCCUGGGGGCCCUCUCCUCCCUCAUCUAGGUGACAGUGUCACCUUCGUGUCCUUCAUGUGUCAGUUCUGCUUCCACUGGAGGGGAACAUUGCCUCCUUUCAUGUGCUCCAACUUCAAGAUUCAGAGCUGGAGGGGCAAGCUCUCAGGGUCACAGAAGGGCUGGACAAAGCGGCCCUGUCCCCUCACCCCUGGGCUCUCUCAGGACCUCGGAUGCUUGGCUACUGCAUCCUUAACGCUGUGGCCCAAGUAUGGACUCAAAUCCCCCAGCAGAGUGGACGCUGGCUGGAUCUUUCCAUAGUGGCUUCACAGACCCAUAGGGCAUGCUGCUGCAAAGUACACACCUCCUGAUGCUGCCACAGGGAGCGCACUCCUGGAUCCCCGCCCCUCUGCAACCCUCUCCACCUCUCACUGGAGAGGUUUCUUCCGAACACCAGCUCCAGAAGAGCAGCUCCAUUCACUGAACUUGACACAGUGCCCUCGGCACCCACCUAUUCCCUGGAUGAAUUAAUGAACUAUCUGGCACCACCCGGCCUGGGCUCCCUUGUGCCCAAAUGCUUUCACACAGGGAGCACCAUCCACCUGGCAGGAGCACCCCUGGGGGCUUGAUCCUUGUGAGGUUAAGACUCAGAGAGGCAGAGCCCCAUGCCCACUGUGUUCCAGCAUGCUGCUCCAGAAAGAGGCUUCUCCCCUCCCAUGGCAGCCCUCCCCUCCCAUACAGCUGGCCCCUUCCUUCUCAGUGCUCCCCACCACCCCUCCACUUCCUUUCCUUGUAUCCCUGGCACUGAUCACACUUGUGAUGUCUGUCACAACCUUCUUCCUUGACUAAGUCUCCGGAAGACAGGGACACCAUCCCACCUAACUCUGAGCCCUGAGAGCACCUGGCUGCACUUAUAGGCCCUGCUUGCUGCUGAUUGGGUGCCUGAGGCAAGCAGCCUAUGAGGUGGCAUAAAACAGAAGCUCUGUCCAAUCAGGGAGGCCGGGCCUGAGCUGGCCAAUCAGAUUUCUCUCAGUCUUGGGCCUUUGAACUCAGGGAGGGAGGGAGGUCCCUGGGAGCAGUUGCACAUGGAGUAGGCACCGGGAAAGGCUAGAGAGGAGCAGAGCCAUGUAAGCAGAGGGCUCAGGACUCCCCAGACAGAGUCCUGCUCCCAAGGGGGCUACUGGCCCUUCGCUCAGCAUUCCUGUUUCCCUUAUAUCCAAAAUAAACUUUCCUGAGCUUGUCUGAGUCUUGAA
Equus caballus (horse) is the source of this 3780-nucleotide messenger RNA. It is a transcript of the gene IL2RB, whose product is annotated as interleukin 2 receptor subunit beta. The record is from RefSeq and is a predicted model, not a curated record. Lineage: Eukaryota; Metazoa; Chordata; Mammalia; Perissodactyla; Equidae. Gene Ontology annotation, molecular function: cytokine receptor activity; interleukin-2 binding. Gene Ontology annotation, cellular component: external side of plasma membrane; membrane. Gene Ontology annotation, biological process: cytokine-mediated signaling pathway.